Messenger RNA from Thermothielavioides terrestris NRRL 8126, 4357 nucleotides. RefSeq lists its product as uncharacterized. Bases 226 to 4284 code for a protein of 1352 amino acids. The transcript has 8 exons. NCBI's taxonomy places the organism in Eukaryota, Fungi, Ascomycota, Sordariomycetes, Sordariales, Chaetomiaceae. Gene Ontology annotation, molecular function: ATPase-coupled monoatomic cation transmembrane transporter activity; ATP hydrolysis activity; ATP binding. The record is from RefSeq and is a predicted model, not a curated record. Gene Ontology annotation, biological process: intracellular calcium ion homeostasis. Gene Ontology annotation, cellular component: membrane.
GGCUAAGGUACCUUAUCGAGGCCAGCUCCACAGUCCUCAGUGAUCCUUCGAUCUUCGUGUUGGAGGGGCAUUGGAGUGGCACGCCCUGGCCUGAUCGCAUCCAUUGCCCCGGGCUUUCUUCGCCACGCCCUUUUCCUAAGAUGUGUGCGCGCUGCAGCGACUCCUGGCACCGCACCGAGUCCUGAGCCUGGAAAGCAGGGAAGGGAAGCCCAGGGAAAGCCCAGCAUGGACGGGCACGCGGACGGGCCCGACGAGGGCUCGGCCCGCGAUGGGCGCAACCCACUGCGCGGGGAGCAAGAUGGCGAUGGAGAUGGCAAUACCCCCGGCUUCUACCGCCAGGGGACGAACCCGAGCAGCGCCAGCAUCUUUGAGGAUGUCGAGAUGGCGCAGGAUGAGCUCUUUGCCGGCCCUGUGGCUGAGUCCCUCCCGACGAGCGUCUCUGCCUUCAGUCACCGUCGCGCGCGCGCCGAUUCGAUUGCGAGCUUCUCCUUUUACCAGGAGGAGGUGGACGAGCCCGAGGCACCGGGGCCCAUGUUUGCACCCUCGGACGGGAGACCGUCAGUGGGCGACCUCGAGGAGAUGCCGCUCGAGGACGAGUACGAAGAGCAAGAGGAGGACUCGACCGAUCUGGAGCGCAACGCCGCCUAUGACGACCAUGUCUUUCUGCGCAGAACGUCGACGCAAUCCAGAAGCUCGGUGCACAGCAGACUCUUGCGACGGGACAGCGGCGUGUCCGCCGGCAGCGGGUACGGCGCGAACCGUACCAGCCAGAAAGUGUACAUGGUGAAUGAGGACCUCUAUAUUGCGAUUGCCGGGUUCCGGACCAGCCGCAUUGGACUUGCCAUCUACCUUCUCCUUUGCCUGGCUACCCUAGGCGGGGCGUGGCUUGUCUUCCGCUGGCUGCCCAGAUGGCACAUCAAGUUGGUUGGCAAGCCGUCGCCGCUCAGGGAUUGCAGCUGGGUCGUUGUCGAGAAUCAGUGGAACGAGAUGGCGAUCCUGAACGUGGAUCUUACGCCCUACGGGAGGUCUCUGUCGACAGUGUUCGGGGCUCCAGGGAAGAUGACCUCGUACGUCGCCGGCGAGGACCCAGACCCUAUUCUGCAGGACCUCCGCAUGAUCAAUUACCGUUAUGUGCGGUUCUUCUUCCAUCCGCUCCGGGACAAGUUCGUCCUUGGGAACGGCUGGAAGGACCCCCUGUGGUCAACCGUCAGAGGAGUUCGUGCUGGCAUCGACAGCGAGGAAAAAAGCCACCGCGACAUUAUUUUCGGUAGCAACCUCAUCGACAUCGAGCAGAAGUCGCUGUUCCGACUCCUCGUUGACGAGGUGUUCCAUCCGUUCUACGUCUUCCAAAUUGCUAGCUUGAUUCUCUGGUCACUCGACGAAUACUACUACUACGCCGUUGCCAUCUUCCUCAUGUCCGUGGGCAGCAUCACAACGACACUCAUCGAGACAAGAUCCACAAUGAGGAGACUGCGUGAAAUCUCUCGGUUUACGUGCGAUGUCAGGGUUCUCCGGAACGGCUUCUGGCGCUCGGUCUCGUCGAGUGAUCUCGUUCCGGGGGAUGUCUACGAGGUCAGCGACCCGAGCCUCAGCCAAUUCCCUGCGGAUAGUCUUCUUCUUAGCGGCGACUGCAUCGUCAACGAGAGCAUGCUAACCGGCGAAUCCGUGCCGGUGUCGAAAACACCCGCAACUGACGGGACGCUUCAAAGUUUAGAUCUGGCAGCAUCCACCAUGCUCCCAGAGGUUGCGAAGCACUUCCUAUUCUGCGGGACUAAGAUUGUCCGUGCUCGGCAACCGCAGGAAGCUCGGGGCGAGGAAGCUGGGGCGCUCGCUCUAGUCGUAAGGACGGGCUUCAACACGACCAAAGGCGCCCUGGUUCGCUCCAUGCUGUUCCCUAAGCCUUCCGGUUUCAAGUUCUACAAAGACUCCUUCCGGUACAUCUCGGUGAUGGCCUGCGUGGCGCUGCUGGGAUUCACCGCGUCAUUCGUCAACUUCAUCAGGCUUCGUCUGGAUUGGCAUUUGAUCGUCGUCCGCGCGCUCGAUCUCAUCACGAUCGUGGUCCCGCCAGCGUUGCCGGCAACUCUGACGAUCGGUACCAACUUCGCCCUCGGACGGUUAAGAGCCAAGCAGAUCUUCUGUAUCAGCCCCCAGAGGGUGAACGUGGGUGGCAAGCUCGACCUGAUGUGCUUUGACAAGACCGGCACAUUGACAGAGGAGGGACUCGAUAUUCUCGGGGUGCGCGUUGUCUUGCGGGCCAGCAACCAGUUCAGCGAACUGUUCACUCGUGCCGAUGACCUUGUUUCGGAUCAAGGCUCGAUUUCUGCGGGCCAGGACCACGCCGACACCCGAAGCGCAGCGCUCCAUGCGAUGGCGACCUGCCAUUCACUCCGGACGGUAGACGGCGAGCCAGUCGGCGACCCUCUUGAUCUCAAAAUGUUCGAGUUCACCUCGUGGUCGUUCGAGGAGGGAAACCUCCAUGGCGGCAAUGUUGAUGAUGAGGACCAAGGGACGACUCUCCAACCUUCAGUUGCCAGACCACCACCGGGGCUCAAACACCCGGCAGACAGCAUUGAGCACGGUUCCACGCAGAAUUUUCCGUUCGAGCUUGGCAUUCUGAAGUCGUUCGAGUUCGUCUCCCAGCUUCGCAGAGCCAGUGUCGUUGUGAGGACAUUGGGGCGCCACGGUGGGGACGUCUAUGUCAAGGGCGCGCCGGAGUGCAUGCGGGAGAUCUGCCGGCCAGAGACUUUCCCAGCCGACUACGACGAGCUCCUGUCACAGUACACCCACAAAGGUUACCGGGUGAUUGGCUGUGCCACCAAGCACAUAAAGAAGCUCAGCUUGCCCAAGGUCUACAAGAUGAAACGGCACGAGGUUGAGUCAGACUUGGACUUCGUCGGCUUCAUCAUUUUCGAAAACAAGCUGAAGCCUACCACCACGGCCGUGCUUAAGCAGCUUCUCGAGUCCAACAUCGGCGCCGUCAUGGUAACCGGCGACAACAUCUUGACCGCCAUCAGCGUGGCAAGGGAAUGCGGCAUGAUCAGCAAGACAGCCCAUUGCUUUGUUCCUCGGUUCCUGACAGGUGAUGCCAGGGACCCCAACGCCAGUUUGCAGUGGGAGAGCAUCAACAACCAGGCCUACCGGCUUGACCCGAGAACGUUGCUUCCGCUGCCGCCGCCGCCAGAACAGGACGCAUCGCUGCCGUACGAUAUAUCAAACCUUCGCAACUACUCGGUUGCCGUCAGCGGCGAGGUCUUCCGGUGGGUGGUCGACUUUGCGCCACCUGAGGUCAUGCGGCGCAUGCUGGUCACCGGCAAGGUCUUUGCCCGCAUGUCGCCGGACGAGAAGCACGAGCUGGUGGAGAAGCUGCAGAGCAUCGACUACUCGUGCGGAUUUUGCGGUGACGGCGCGAACGAUUGCGGGGCGCUCAAGGCGGCCGACGUGGGCAUCUCGCUCUCGGAAGCCGAAGCGUCGGUCGCGGCGCCGUUCACGUCGCGAGUGUUCGACAUCCGGUGCGUGCCCGAGGUGAUCCGGGAGGGUCGAGCGGCGCUCGUCACGAGUUUCAGCUGCUUCAAAUACAUGAGCUUGUACUCGGCCAUCCAGUUCACCUCGGUCAGUUUUCUGUACGCCUCGGCAUCCAACCUGGGCGACUUCCAGUUUCUCUUCAUUGACCUGGCGCUCAUUCUGCCCAUUGCCGUCUUCAUGAGCUGGGCUGGCCCAUUUCCGGAGCUGUGCCGCAAGCGGCCUACCGCAGACUUGGUGUCGCGCAAGGUGCUCGCUCCGCUGCUGGGUCAGAUAUGGAUCUGUAUCCUGAUCCAAGCACUGGCGUUCGUGGCAGUCCGUCGGCAGCCGUGGUUCAUUCCGCCUGUCGUCGACCCUGAGAAAUCAAACAUUGAAAACUCGGAGAACACGGCACUGUUCUUGACCUCUUGCUUCGAAUAUAUCUUGGCUGGGGUGGUGCUCAACGCCGGUCGUCCGUUUAGACAUUCGGCGAUCCACAAUUGGCCAUUCGUUGCCACGAUAGUUGCCACCCUCGCCAUCACUUCGGUCAUGGUCGCCUAUCCGCCUGGGUGGCUAUCCCGCGUCAUGCAGCUGACAUACCUCAGCGGGGACUUCAAGCGCCUCGUAUUUGGACUCGGAGCGCUGUACCUCUGUCUGGCGUGGUUCGGGGAGCACUUUGCGUUCCAGCGUCUUGCGCGGCUGGUGGGGAGGAUAAGACAGUCGGCGUUGAAGAGGCCAAAGCAGAGGAAGCAAUACAAGGUAAUACAGGAGCAGAUGUUAUUCUAGAUGCUGUAGACUUGGAUAGCGUGCAUGGAUGGGCGGCGUCGGGUUGGAUAGAGUAGCUUGGCAUUGGCCGACC